UCUCCUACUGAACUUCAAAUUCACUGUUUUUACAAACAGAUAACACUCGUCAAUGAUUGAAACUGAUCAAUAAAAAAAACAAAUCAACACCAAUAAGAACCAGCUGAGAGAAACAUGAGAUCUGUGAUGCUUUGAAAGGAGAACUUUAUGAGAUAACCGAGAGCAGGAGGACAAGAUGAGACUUGCCGUAUGGGCGGAUCUUUGCUGUGGAUCUCCUCUCCGACCUCAUUGAGUUUCAGGAAGCACACCUGCAGUUGAGCUGUGAAACUUUAAUACGUUUUUCAUUUGGAUACUGACUGCAGAUAAGAGGGAUGACGCCUGUAAAGGGAAUAUUUGGGAUGUGUUUGCUGCUUCUCUGUGGAGAAUAUGUAAGCUCUGCCAUGACUGUAGACAUCCCACAGAAAGUAUAUAAGGUCGCCCGGGGUGAUGACGUAACAAUACCCUGCAAAUUCACACCUCCAGUGGGCGAUCCGAACAUCGUUGUGACAUGGUCUGCAGAUUCAGACCAGCCGGAUCAGCCUGAGAUGACCAUCACCACAUAUUUAUACACUAAAGGAACUCUAAAACUACCAACUGUAACCAAGGGAUAUAAAGGCAAGGCGACUCCGCAAUAUGAUAUCCAACAAGGAGUAGCAAACCUUCAGCUCAGAGGUGUCACCAGCACUGACACGAGGAUGUACGAGUGCAAAGUCCAGAAUACGGACGAUGAGGACGGCAGUCAGUCUGACACAGCGAGUCUUGUGGUUUUGGUGGCUCCAUCGACGCCCGACUGCAAGAUCGCUGGAGUGGCAGAAUACGGUCAGAACAUCAAUCUCACGUGUCUCUCUCAAGAGGGCACGCCAAAACCAACCUACAAAUGGGCGAGCCUCGAUGUCAACAACAUCCCUCGACCAAACCCACCCAAGACCACUGAACAGAACGGGAUUUUAUCACUCUACAACAUUUCUAAAGACACGUCUGGUUACUUCAUCUGCACGUCCACCAAUGAAAUCAGAUCAGCAAAGUGUAACAUCACCCUGGCUGUCAUGCUACCAUCCAUGAAUAUGGCCUCCACGUUUGGGAUACUCGGUGGCGUUGCGGCUGCCGUCAUCAUUUUGGGAAUCAUCAUCUUUUUCUGUUGCUGUCGGAAAAAGAACAAACCUGAAGAAUACGAAAUGGGAAAUCCUGAAGGCGGUGAGUACACGGACACGGAUCCUAAAGCUCGAGCAGAUAGUCCAAUCGCACCCGUCAAGUUCGAGGAAGAACCUCGUGUUCAAAAUGCGGACAGACGCGAUCUACCAGACGACCGCAGCGUGAAGAGCAACGAUCGCCGUAGCGAUUACGAUGACAGGAGAGAUCAGUACUCCGACAGACGAGAUGACAGAAGUGACCGCAGGGAGAGGUACGAAAGAGAUGACCGUUACGAUGAUCGUCGAGAUCGUUAUGAGGAUCGAAGCGAUCGUUAUGAAGACCGGCGAGAUCGCUACGAUGAUCGGCACGACCGCCGCGACGAUCGCGACGAUCGCCGGGAUCAGUACGAUAGUGAUCGCUACUCCGAUCGAUACGACAGUCGCGACAGACCUCCAAGCGUCCCACCAAGCAUCCCACCAAACAAACCCAGAGACCAAAGGAAUUUAGUUUAGCUGGAACCUGACCAAAUCAUUGCCAAAAACGCAUUCAGCUCUUGAGAAAAAUGGACAAAACUUGUUUUUUGCUAAAAUUUAUCAUUUAGGAUAUCAAAAAUCUACCAAAUAACAAACCACAUGAAACGCACACAAAAGCAAGCCUAUGUGUACUAAUAUUCUUGUAUUGAAGCAAUGAUGUGUUGCAAACAAUUCUCUCAGGUAGUAUUGCUUAUUUAGAGUUUUAAUUGACAGAUUCAGUGUUGCAUCCUUCAUUUAGGUCUAGUGGAAUUGAUUUGUCUUGAGCUAAUUUCUUCUAUUAUUUUAAUAUUAGUUUGUAUGCAUAUGUAGAGCACAGCGCCAUAUAUGUAUAGGUUACAAGAUUUGAGUUGAUUUCUUCAGUCUUAGCUUAAACCUCUACUUUGGUUAAAAGUAAUAAAGCAGAAUAUGCAUCAUAUCAAAUGUGCUAAAAGCUUUUCCCUGUAAUUUAUCAUAAUGACUGAAUGAAAUCAACUAAAGGUUUUAUUUUUAAUUGGAGUACAGUAUGCGGUUCUUGGUGCUCUUUUAUCACUGUAUGUGAAAGUGACUGUAUUGAUCUGUGCAUGUGAACAUACAGUAACUGUAUUGAUAUCUUAGUUUUUUGUUUUUUCUAUCGAUUGAUGUAUGCAUUUUAUUUUGCUCUUGUUUGUCAUUUUUUUUUUUUAAACCAUAUACAACUGCCAAUAAAUGAUGUUGCAGAAUUUUA
Messenger RNA from Triplophysa dalaica, 2346 nucleotides. It is a transcript of the gene gpa33a, whose product is annotated as glycoprotein A33 (transmembrane), paralog a. Gene Ontology annotation, cellular component: plasma membrane. Bases 312 to 1622 code for a protein of 436 amino acids. The record is from RefSeq and is a predicted model, not a curated record. Lineage: Eukaryota; Metazoa; Chordata; Actinopteri; Cypriniformes; Nemacheilidae. The transcript has 7 exons.